CGCUCUCUCUAGUCUGAGGGACUCAACACCGCUGCAGCUCUGCACCCCCAACGCAGAAGGCUCGGCCUCCCCCCCGUGCACGUCGGCAGCGCGCAUGACGUCAGCCGCGGCUCGGGAUCCGCCCCGGCGUUUCCAGAACCGUCUCCGGGUUCCCCUCGCCAGCCGAGCCGGGCCGGGCACGCCAUGGCGCCGCAGCGCCGGCUCCUCCUGGCGCACGGCGCCGCCUACGCCCUGUCCGUGCUGGGCGGCCUGCUGACGGUGGUGCCGCUGGCGCUGAACGGCUCGCACUUCAAGGGCCGGUGCCUGCUCUUCAGCCGGGGCCACUGGCGGCCGGAGGGCGGCCUCGGGGCGCCCCGGCUGCAGGUGCUGGAGUGGGGGCCGCCGGCCGCCUGCCAGCUGCCCGCCUUCGUGGGGGUGUUCACGGUGCUGUUCGGGGCCGUGCAGAGCUGGCGGAGCCUCUUCUACCUGCAGCGCGGGCACGACGACACGCCGCUGUGCUCGGCUCUGACGCUGCUGCUCAGUGCCAGCCUGCUCCUUCUGUCUCUGGGCUCCAGCGUCACGCUCAGCCUGGGCUUCCAGUCCUGGUGCGACACCGUCACCGGCCAGCAGGCGGCGCCCUUCAGCUGUGCAGAGGCCCAGGCCACCCCCCUGUACCUGGACGUGGACACAACAGCCUUCUACAGCGAGCUCACCUGGGCACAGGCUGGCCUGUGGGGAGUGUCCGUGCUGUGGCUGGCCCUCUCUGUGCUGUCUUUCCUGAGGCUGUAUUGCUCCCACAGGAGGGAGGUACUAGGGCCCUGCCUGGCCAGGGAGAAGGAGCUCCUGCUGGGACUUGGCUGUGACCCUCAACCUAUGACCUCUCACCCCUGCACACAUGAACACCCCGCUGGGCACUUUAUCUGACCUCAACACAUACGCACAUAAACUGCACUGACCCCACUGGACACCUCAGGGCAGUGUGGCCCCCAGCACUGACCCCACUGGACACCUCAGGGCAGGCACUCAUGUACUUCUGACACACAGAAAUCAUGCAGUUGUAGUAGAGCCACACACAAACACACACACACACACACAGGGUGACCGCACUCAUACCCGCGCAGGAAACACACAUGGCCGCUGGGACAGCGCCCCCCGGAGGGUGGAGCUCGCCUGCCGCGGUCCGGAUGACAGAGUCUGUGGCGACGCCAGCGCCGGGAGAAGUUCUCCUCGCCUCCUCAAGGGGGCGCCGGCAGGCUCGCAGCUCUCCGCCAGGGCCGCACCCGGAGGAGUCGGAGCGACGUCCGAUCGGAAGGACGGAGCACGAGGGGGUCCAGUCCCUGUCUGGGGGGACCCCCCUGCUCUGAAGAGUGCCGCCUGAGGACACCCCCUUCCUCCAGGGUGCCCGGGGCUGACUGGGCUGCUGUGACCCCAGAUUCCAGAGCGAGGACCCCAGGGGUGAGCAGUGACCCCUCCGGGGUGGGGCGCCGUGUUCCUGCACAGAGUGUUAUUUUUCCAGGACCUGCGCGUCUGGCUGGAAGCGUGGUGGUGGUGGUGGUGGUGGUGGUUGUUGUUGGUGUUUUUUUUUAAAACAAAGUUAAUAAAGCUGAAUUUUAACUUUGAUUUUGCGAGUCUGCUUGUCCAUCUUCUGACGCCGUCAGCUUGUUCCACACCCCCACCCCCCACUGUGUACAGACGUGCCAGGGGCUCGUACCUGGAGCCCAGUGCCCCUGGGGGAGGGAUACAGAUCGUUGGCUUCUGGGACGUCCCACGCGGGCUGGGUGAAGAGACCUUGGGGUCCCCUGUGUUUCUGCCUGGGGGGCGCCCCAACACUUGCUGCUCAACAGCACAGACAGCGGGAGAGAUUCGGGGUGUCUAAACACCAGAGGACCUUGGGGUGUCGCUGGAGAGAUCCCUACCAGUCCGACCCCUGCUGCCUCGCUGCCUGCAUGGCCAGGGGGUCACUCCGCUGGGCACGGGGUCACUGCUCUGGCCAGGGGUCACUCCGCUGGGCAUGGGGUCACUGCUCUGAGCCUCUCCAGUAGGGAUGCUGGGGACCCCAUAAUGAAAAGAGUCACUUGGGGUGGCUGGUAUGCUUUUAAUACUGCAAUUCGCAGUAUUUGCAGCGUACUUGUAAGAUAAUAAAAUGAUAAAUUUGUUUAUGUUGAUGAAGCUAACAGUUGUUUUCCUGCUUCGUUUUGAUCAAGUGGCCAUUUUGACAGACGUCACUUCCCUAGUUUCUCGACUGAAACCUUCUCAGUGUCCAAUGGGUUUCUUUUUAUUCCUAAUCAGAAGCUUUCCGCUUACAGCCAAUAGAAAAAAAGCCCAGGCCUAACCCCUUCGUGUUGCUAGGUAAAAACGCGGGGCAGUGUACCACACUCGAUUUUAAAAGGAGGGUUUAAAAAUCAACCGUCCAAUCCAAAAAAGCGACAUAACGGUGCAUCGAGUGCCCAAUCGGCUGCGAGAGUUGAAGCCAGUGGGCGGGGUGACGGUCUCCUCUACCAAUCAGAAAAUUUAUGUUCCCAUGCGUCGUUGCUAGGUAAAACUCACGUAGGCUGGCCAGUCCCCGUUUCUUCCUUUCGUCAGGUGACGCUGUAUUUACAAACUGUAACGGGAUCUGAUAGCGGGCAAUAUAUUUUUUAAAAAUUAGGGGGAGACGGGAUAAUUUUUUUUUUUAACCAGAAAAAGGGAG
This is a messenger RNA of Lepisosteus oculatus (spotted gar), 2668 nucleotides long. Its product is annotated as transmembrane protein 179. NCBI's taxonomy places the organism in Eukaryota, Metazoa, Chordata, Actinopteri, Semionotiformes, Lepisosteidae. The record is from RefSeq and is a predicted model, not a curated record.